Messenger RNA from Parasteatoda tepidariorum (common house spider), 5036 nucleotides. RefSeq lists its product as uncharacterized. NCBI's taxonomy places the organism in Eukaryota, Metazoa, Arthropoda, Arachnida, Araneae, Theridiidae. The record is from RefSeq and is a predicted model, not a curated record. Gene Ontology annotation, biological process: regulation of transcription by RNA polymerase II. Gene Ontology annotation, molecular function: RNA polymerase II cis-regulatory region sequence-specific DNA binding; DNA-binding transcription factor activity, RNA polymerase II-specific.
CUAUCUAGCUUCUGCCAGAGCCUUAUUAAUGGGAAUAGAAAGCUAUAAGCGUAAGCAAUGAUCUCGUCUCACUACACUACAUAUAUGUUGUUGUCAAUCAUUCAAUCUAAACAAUUCGAGCUUAUUGUUAGGCAAUGUGAAUCAGGAAAAAUGUGCUCGAAAUAAUUUGUGCAUCAUGUUAAAAAGCAAUUCUUGCUUUAAUAUGUGCGAAAUGCAAAAAGUGUUUUAAAAUAAAGUAAAAACUUACUUUCAAAAAACAGUUUACCUGUUACAAAUUUUGUACAUAUGGCACAGUCUUAAACUUAUUCCUAUGAAACAUGCAAUCAGAGUUUUUCAUAGAAAAUUCAUCUAACUGACCACAAUCGGCUGGUUUAAAAUCCAACUCUUACGUAUGUAACAUUAGUUUUCACAAAUAUUAAUGUGACUGAAUACUGGCGUGUUGAUAUUAGUGACAAACCUUUUUCUUUUAGCAUAUGUAGUAAGAGCUUUUCAAUAGUGAUCUGACUAAGCAUAGUACUUUUCCUGCUGGUGUAACGCCUCAUUCUUGUAGUAUAUGUAACAAGAGUUUUUCACAAAGAAUUCCUCUGACUAUACACAGUUAUGUUCAUACUGGUGAGGAACCUUUUUCCUGUAGUAUAUGUAACAAGAAUUUUUCGCAAAUAAGUCGUCUGAACAAACACAGUUGUGUUCACAUUUUUGAGAAACCUUAUUCUUGUUGUUUAUGUAAUAUGAGCUUUUCACAAAAAAGUCAUCUAACUGAACACAGUCUUGUUUACAUUGAUGAGAGACCUUUUUCUUGUAGUAUAUGCAACAAGAGUUUUCCCAAAAAAAGUCAUCUAACUAAACAUAGUCGUGUUCACACUAGUGAGAAACCUUAUUCUUGUAGUAUAUGCAGCAAGAGUUUUUCACAAAAAAGUAAUCUAACUAAACACAGUCGUCUUCACACUGGUGAGAAACCUUAUUCUUGUAGUAUAUGCAACUAUAAUUUUUCUCAAAAAAGUCAUCUAACUGAACACAGUCGUGUUCACACUGGUGAGAAACCUUAUUCUUGUAGCAUAUGCAACAGGAGUUUUUCGAAAAAAACUGAUAUGACUAAACACAGUCGUGUUCACACAGGUGAGAAACCUUAUUCUUGUAGUAUAUGCAACAAGAGUUUUUCUCAAAAAAGUUUUCUGACUGAACACAGUCGUAUUCACACUGGUGAGAAACCUUAUUCUUGUAGUAUAUGCAACAAGAGUUUUCCCAAAAAAAGUCGUCUAACUAAACACAGUCGUGUUCACUCUGGUGAGAAACCUUAUUCUUGUAGUAUAUGCAACAAUACUUUUUCGCGAAAAAGUGAUGUGACUAAACACAGUCGUGUUCACACUGGUGAGAAACCUUAUUCCUGUAGUUUAUGUAAUAAGAGUUUUUCACGAAAAAGUUAUCUAACUAGACACAGUCGUGUUCACACUGGUGAGAAGCCUUAUUCUUGUAGUAUAUGCAACAAAAGUUUUUCGCAACAAAAGUCUCUAACUGAACACAGUCGAGUUCACACUGGUGAGAAACCUUAUUCUUGUAGUAUAUGCAACAAGAGUUUUACACGAAGAAGUUAUCUAACUAAACACAGUCUUGUUCACACUGUUGCAAAACCUUAUUCUUAAAGUAUAUUCAACAAAAGUUUUUUCGCGAAUAAGUUAUCUGUCUAAGCACAGUCUUGUUCACAUUAGUAAGAAUCUUAUUCUUGUGCUAUAUGUAAUAAGAGUUUUUCAUGCAGUGAUCUAACUAAGCACAGUCGUGUUCACACUGUUGCGAAACCUUAUUCUUAAAGUAUAUUCAACAAAAGUUUUUUCGUGAAUAAGUUAUCUGUCUAAGCACAGUCUUGUUCACAUUAGUGAGAAUCUUAUUCUUGUGCUAUAUGUAAUAAGAGUUUUUCAUGCAAAAGUCAUCUGACUAAACAUAGUUAUGUUUAUACUAGUGAAAAACCUUAUCUGUGCAGUAUAUUUAAUAUGAGUUUUUCACGUAGAGAUCAUCUGACUGAGUACUUUCGUGUUCAUACUGGAGAGAAGCCUUAUUCUCGUAUAUGUAAUAAGAAUUUUACAACAGUAAUAUAAUGAAACACAGCAUUGUUCGUACUUGUGAGAAACCUGAUUCUUGUAGUUAAUUCUUAACACCAUAUUCACUGUUGACACUGACCUAAUGUGUAUCACCCACUUCCGAAAUACCGGUUUGGAAAUUAUUGAACACGAGUCGAAAAGUGUAUUUUUCAAUAUUUUUGGGCCAUCUGUUUCCUAACUUGCUUUCCGGUUUUAGAUUUACAGCUUUAUUAACUGUGAUUGUUUUCAUUUUUCGCUGAUAUUUUUAAAAAAAACUUUUCUAUGAAAGAAUUAAAUAGAUUGUAGUGUCUAAUUAAAUUUGAAUCACUCUUUAUCUGGACAAAUGAAAAAGGUGUUAAUUUUUGUUUUACCAACUGAGUUGUAUAGAUGAGCAAAAGGAUCUAAGUAUUAUCAUUAUGAAUUUAGAUAUUUUAUUAUUAUGGAUAUCAUAAAGCUGCACACAAACAUAAAAAUAUUGUGUAGUUAAAAUUUUACCUCGCAUCAAGAUUUGUAUUGAUUGCACAAUAUUAAUUUCAGCAUAGUUUUUUAUUAUAUAUUAAAAAUAAUGUUUUUAGUUUUAUUAAUAGUUUUGUUUUAUGGAUAAAAAAAUUUAAAAUGCCAUUUGUUAUUUUCAUAUCUAAAUAUUGCACAUUGUUUUGCCUGUUCAUCCCUAUACUAUAUUUCAUUUUUGGGCAAGAUCUUUAAUCUCAAUAGAUGUCAUAGAGAUCUAUAAUAAUUUUAUUUAUUGCAUUCUUUUUAAAAUUUUAUAUUUCUUUCAAGCAUCAGUUGUUUUUUUUUCAUUAAAAAAAUACAAAUAAAAGCUAGUUAAAUUAUUUAUAAUCUUAUUACUUACACUAUUCAUUUGAUCUAUUAUUAUGGACACAAUCUGAAUUAUCUAAGUUUUUUUUUUCUGAGUGAAAACUUUUUUAAGUGCAACAAUGACUGCUAAUAAUAUUUUGAGAAAUAUACAUUAUAUCUUCUAUAGAAGAUAGUAACCCAGGAAAAUUUAGUUUUAAUUUUAUUAAUAAGCAUUUAUUUUAUAUAAAUUACUUAUAGUUACAUCUAGUUAUAAAUUGACCUCACUGAGCAUCAAAAGUAUUAAUUUUGAAAACAUAAACAAAUAAAAAUUUGCCUUCUGCGCACCUGCUGUUACUCGAACCGGGAAAUCUUCAGGUUAAAGUUAGUUCACUCUGGGUCCAACUGACACGCAGUUACAUACAUGGUGAGAUGAAAUUUUGGAAUCUAAUCUGGAUUUGCUCUCAUAAAACCUGUGGGUUAGUUUCCAUGGUGAAUAUGGUGUCAAGGAGAAUCUUUGUUAAGGAUUUUUAUGCUCACUGCUCUGUUCAUACUGCUGACUAAUUUUAUUCUCUUUGUAAGUUUAUACAGAUAAUGUUGAAAUGACCUGUUCACAAUAAUUUUCAUAAUCUCAUUUGUGUAACUUUAUUUAACAAUUUUUAUAGAAGAGUAGAGUAUAAGUCUUGUCCAGAGCUUUUAUUGUCGAAUCUGUUUGUGAAGAGGAAAAAUAUUUUUUUCUUUUAAUUCAGUUAGGCAGAACUGAUAUAAGACAUUCAAUAUCAUGAGACUUAGAAAUAGGGACUAUGAUUGACUGAAUGUUAGGUUUUCUUACUACGGCAUUCUGUUUGACAGCGAUCUUUAGUAUACAUUUUCAGAAUAAUGCUUGCAUAUUUUACUAUCAAAAUAAAAAAAAUUUUAUAAAAAUUAUUUUGAUCAAAUUUUAAAUGUAAUUGAUACAAUUAAAAUUUGUCUAACCUACAAGUUAUAUCAUCUUAUCAGAAUGUUUUAUACAAUGUGUUAAAACUGUAAUUAGAAUUCCUUUUUCAAUGUUUUUGAAAUGAAUUAAGAAAUAAAUUAUUUAAAAUAAAUAAAGUAUCGGAAUCAAUAAUACAUUAUUUAGUUUUAAGCAGAUAAAAUGUUAUUCUAUACAUAUUUUUUUUAAAUUUUAAAAUCCAUAUUAAGGCAAUGUAGAAUUGAACAGAAUGGAAGAAAUUUGCCUGAGGGAAGAACACGGGGAGGAUUUUCGACAUGGGGAGGAAAAACUCCCACGGUUAGCCUUAUUGCAAAAGAACUCUAGGCCAUGAUCCGUCUACUACUAAAGAUAUUUUACGUCAGCAUUGUGGUCAGUGCAAGCUAGUUUCGGAAUUCGUAUCGACUUAAAGUUGGAAACAUUUCUGUUUCUUUUAAAAAACUGAGAAUAUUUUAUUAAGUUAAGGUAGAAAAAUUAAUGCAAACUUUUUGUUACCUUUUAUGUAGAUAUAUAUGGAUUACAAUUAUGGAUUAAAAUGAGGAAAAUAGAACUUGAAAAUCAAAACAAAAGCAUAGAUAUUGAUAAAAAGUCUUAAUCCUAACAGAAUAUACAUACGAUUUUGUUUGUUCACUAGAAUUAAAUUAAAACAGGAACCUAGAAAAUUUUCACCAGCAGUAAAUUUGGCGGAACGCUCUGUUGUUUAAGAUUGCCAUAUUUACAGUCACUGGUAUUGCACUUUCUAUGCAUAUAAAAUGGAUGUAUCUCCUUAUUUACUGAAAAAGAGCUAAUAUAGAUUUUAAAAUGCAGUCGGACUUCUAUUUAACGAACUUCCAUUUUGCGAAUUUUUAUAUUUUGUGAAUUUUUUUGAGGAACCAAGGACAUUUUGAAGAUUUCUUUGUAAAAUAACUUUCAAAUAGCAAAGCUAAUUUUCUAUUUAACGAAAUUUAUGGCGAUAUUUAAGGAACAAUUUCCCUAUUUAACUUCCACUUUCCCUAUUUAAAAUUACUUUGCAGUUAUAAUUUUAUACAUCAAAUACAGUCAAAAUUUUAUGCAUAAAUUUAGCUGUUUUUUGUCGAAAAUGUAUGUAACGUGACAGUGUAACACUGGAAAAAGUUUUGCUUUAUUCUUGUUAACCAUGCAGAUUUCUUUUAUACUUAAGAUUUAUAAAAUAAAAAGGAGAUGCUAGUUUACACGCUAAA